AUGCGGGCACACUGCGUCCGCUUACUGCCUGUCUUAGUGCACUUUAUUACCAUUCUAUGCGCCCCGUUCUCUCGCUCUCACGCCUCACAACUCCCUUCCUCAUCCUCUUCCUCCCUCCCCUUCUCCCUCCUCCAACCCUCUUUCCACUCUCCUCCCUCCCCCCCCCCCCCCCCCCCCCCCCCUUUCCCCUUCCCUUCCUCUCCCGUCCCCCCCUCUUCCCCUUCCCCUCCCCUGCCCCCCGCUCCGCUCGUCCCCAUUUCUCAGUCUGUGCAAGUCUUCGUGCGCGUGGGGAGGGGCGACUCGCUCCGCGUGCUCGCGCGCACCUUCAACUGCACGCCCGCGGAUUUCAUCCGCGCAAACACCGAUUUCAUCGCCAACAGCGGCGACGUAAUCUACGAGGGCGAUAUGCUGCGCGUUCCCUCCUUCGCCUGGACCGGCACCGCGCCGCCUGGCCUCCAAGACCGCAUAGUGAUUAAGAACGUCGACGAGUCGGGGUCGUCCGCCGGAUUAGGUGCCGCUGCAACCGCCGCCGUCACUGCGGUGAAGGCUAAGGCGCAGGCGCUGAUCACGUCUGUGGGGACGGCGGCGGGGGGAGCCGGGGGCGCGGGGGGGAUCGGCGGAGCGCAGGGCGGAGUGCUGCUCGGGGCGAUCGGGCUGGCGCUGAUUGUGGUGGGCGGAGUGGCGGUAGGGCGGAAGAAGCUCGCCAAAUCGGCGGCACCAGCGGAAGCAGUGACGCCGCUAGCGGGAGCAUCCGUGGCUGCAAAAGGCCCAUAUUCCGACGCAUCUGAACCCACAACUCUUCCCAACAAGCUCCUGCAAGCGUCUGUCCUCUCCACCGCUGCUGCAGCUUCUGCCACGGCCGCUUCCCCUAAAACAACCGGCCCGUAUUCAGACCCUUCACAGACUGUGAAUCUGCCUAUUCCUGUCGCUGCUGCUCCUGCUAAGACUACACUUGCCGCAGCAUCCGGGCCAUAUUCCGAUGCUUCAGAGACGAAUAGACUGCCCAGCAAGAUGAUGCAGGCGUCUGUUCUCCCCUCCUCCUCCUCCCCUGCUACUCCCGCUAAGACCGUCCCAGCAGCAACUGGACCGUACUCUGUUGCUAUGGAGAUUAUCAGCGCAUCCCCCAAGCUACAGAGGUCCACCUCCUCCUCCUCCUCCUCCUCCUCCUCCUCCUCCUCCUCCUCCUCCUCCUCCUCCUCCUCCUCCCCUGCCGCUGCUGCUCCUGCUGCUGCCGCCGCUGCUGCUGCUCCUGCUAAGAGCUCCAUUGCUGCAGCAUCCGGGCCGUAUUCCGAUCCUUCGGAGUCUGUCAAUCUGCCCAACAAGUUGCGCCAGGCGUCUGUUCUCCCCACCUCUGCUGCCGCUAAGAGUGCCACCGCUGCUGCAGCAGCAGCCGGGCCGUAUACCGACGCUUCGCAGGUUGUGAAUCUGCCAGUCCCUCCUGCCUCCCCUGCUGCUGCUGCUCCUGCUAAGGCCGCCGCAGCAACCGGACCAUACUCCGAUCCUUCAGAGACGGUCAAUCUGCCCAACAAGCUGCGCCAAGCGUCCGUUCUCACCCCCGCUUCUGCUGCUGCCGGUGCUGCAGCUGCUGCUGCUGCUCCAUCAACUGGACCAUACUCUGAUGCUUCAGUGACCGAGAGCCUGCCUGCUAAGAAACCUCCCGUGGCCCCCACCCCCUCCGCUGCCCCUGCUGCUCCUGCUAAGGCCUCAGCGUCCGGGCCGUAUUCCGAUCCGUCAGAGACUGUCAAUCUGCCCAACAAGCUGCGCCAGGCGUCCGUUCUCCCCACCACCCCUGCUGCUGCUGCUGUUUCUCCUGCUAAGGCCGCAGCAACUGGGCCAUACUCCGAUGCUUCAGAGGCUGAGAAGGUUCCCAACAAGUUGAUGCAGGCGUCUGUUCUCCCUGGAUCCUCCUCUCCGCCUGCUGCUGCUCCUGCUGCUGCUGCUGCUACGGCCCAGCCUGCUGUAGCAGCAGGCAACGGUGCCGUGGCGGCAGCGGCAGAGGCAGAGAAACCUGCUGAGAAGAAGAAACCCAUCUGGAGCUUCUUGUUCAAAAAGAAGGAAGCGAAGAGCGAGGAUGAGGAGGAGAACUGGCGCAAGAUCCAGGAGCUGAUCAAGACGUCAAUCCCUGCGCUUGCUGUCGGGCUUGGCACUGUCGCCACCGUCACUGGCGGAUUCCAAGGGGCCAUGGAGGCCAUAGGGCUCACAGCAGUCACAUCCUUCAUUGGAUACGACCUUCUUUGGGCCGAGCAGAGGCAGCGACUGCUGAAGGACCUGAAGAGUAUCAAGAGUCCAGACGAUGUCAAGAAGUUUGUGGAGGAGCGUGGCAUCGCCCCCAAGCCGUACGGCAUCGUGGAUGGGGACACAUUUCUGCUACCGCCCAAUGCGUUCCAGGAGAAGAAAGUCACGUGUGGAGCGUUCGCGAAGCGGCCCUUCUGGUUCCCCACCGACUCGUUCCAGCUGGAGGUGUAUGCUGCUGCCACCGUGGGCGAGGUGGCUAAUGGCCUAAACUCUGGGUUGCUGGGGCGCAAGCAGCUGCCAGUGACGUUCCUAGAGACGGGAGCGCAACCCCCCAGCAUGCUGCGCUCCCCUUCGCAACCCCCUCUCGACCCAUCCCAGGCAGAACAGCAGCAGCAGGCACUGGCGUCAACCCAGGCAGCGCUGCAGCAGUGCGAGCAGUCGCUGCAGGUGCAUCGAGAGGCGCUGGUGCUGCUGACAGGCAAGCUGGACCACCGGGGGGAUGAGCUGGAGGCUGCCAGAGGGAAGAUUCAGCAGCUCGAUGAUGCCCUUGCCAUGGCAGAAAGGCAGCUGGCAAAGCUCCAAAGGGAGGCAGCCAGUCGCCCCCCCGUCAUGCCAGGAAACCUCUCCUCCUCCUCCACCUCCUCCUCCUCCUCCUACUCGGAAGCACGGGAGCUGCAGCGGCUGCAGGGGCUGCUGGAGGCAGCAGAGGAGAGGGCCAAGGACGCCAACAGUGAGUCACGGCAGCUGUACCUCGAGUGCGAGGGGCUGCGCAGGCAACUGGAGGAGGAGCAGCAGCGCAGCAGCAACGGUCUGCAGGGAGCGCAGCAGGUGGAGGAGAAGCUACUGGAGGCACUCGCAGCAGCAGACAGUGCCAGGCAGCGCCUGGCAGCAGCACUGCAGGACAAUGCAUUGCUGGAGGAGGCAAAGGUGCGCGCAGAGAGGGAGAGGGCGAGUGUGCACAUGCAGAUGCGGGCUCUGAGGGCGGAGAAGGUGGAGGUGGAGGGGCAGGUGGGGCGCCUGCAGCGCACCAUGGAUAAGCUCCGCCUCUCGCAAGUUCCCCGCCUGCGACUCAUUGCCGACCUGGCAGCGACGCGCAUGAAGGGGGAGCGGCUGGAAGAAGAGAAGGCGCAACUGCUGCAGCACAUGCAGGAGAUGGAGGAGGAUCUGCGCCGCACUGCCCGCACACAGACGGGCGAUUGCAGCGAGACUUCAUCACUGUCUGGUGUUGAGAGUGUAGGAGGAGGGACAGAGGGAGGGAUGGAGGAGGAGGCAGGGGCAGCAGCCUCCUCCUCCACAGUGACUAUCCUGGAGCAACAGCGGCAGCUAAUGGAUUUGGAGCAACGGCUGAGAGAGGAGGAGGAGAGAUGCAGGGAGCUGCAGGAGAGAGUGAGGGAGGCUGAGGAGAGAGUGAGGGAGGCAGAUGAGAGAGUGAGGGAGAGCGAGAAGAAGGCACAGGAGGUGGAGGAGAGGGAGGUAGAGGUGGUGGAGUGGGAGAAAGAUCUGGAGACGAAGGAGAAGCAGCUGGCAGCAAGAGAGGCUAUGCUUAAGAGCGGCAGUGUGGCGAGCAGCAUUGGGAGCAGGAGGGGAGAGGAGGGUUGGGAGGUGGUGGGAGGAUUCAGUGGCUCGCAAUUCGACCAGCAGCACGAGCAGGAGAGAGGCACGAGCGCAUGGGCUCAGGAUGACCGCUUGAAAGAGCAGGAGGAGCGCGUGAAGGAGCAGGAGGGCGCGAUACUGGACCUGCUGGGGAAGGUGCAGGAGCAGCAGCAGCGGAUCACGGCUCUGCAGGAGCAGCUGCAGCAGCAGGAGCAGCGGGUUACGGAGCUGGAGGAGGAAAGGGGGGAGCUGGAGCAGCAGCUCGAUGCCAGCAGGGCUGCUGUGGUUCAGGCGGAGGAGAGAGUCCAGGCUGCCACUGCCGCUGCUGCUGCUGCUGCAACAGCUGCGACGGGUGGCCUGAGUGUAGCAGAUGGCAAUGCCAAUGGUGCUGAUGCUGAUGCUGGUGCUGAUGAUGAGGUGCAGCGGUUGCGGCAGCAGGUGCAGGAGCAGAGGCGGCAGCUGCAGGAGAACGAGGAGUCGUUUGAGCGGUGGGAGAGGAGCUACGAUGAGAGUGAGAAGCAGGUGGAGUCAUUGAAGCGCAACCUGGAGCGCAUGGUGGCAGACGCAGACGACUUCAAGGCACGCAUGCAGCAAGAGGCGCAGAGCAGUGUGGACGAGCUGCAGAGGCAGUUGUUGGAGGCCGAGGAAGCAAGGCAGAAGGCGAGACAGGAACUGGACGAGGCGAACCAGCGAGUGGAGCAGAUGCAGGCGCAAGGAGAGCAGGCGGAGCAGCUAGAAGCAGAGCUAGAGGCGCUGAGGGGGAGAGUGCGCGCAGCAGAGGAGGAGGCGGAGCGGGCGAGGGAGAGGGAGGAGGGGUUGAGGGCGGAGGUGGAGGUCAGGGAGGAGGACGUGCGGGUGCUGCAGGCGACAGUGGAAGAGAAGCGCGAGGAAGUUGAGCAGGCAGAAGCAGCACGUGCCAUGCUGGCAGGGCUGCAGCAGAGCGUGCAGGAGAAGGCAGCAGCGGUGGAGAACCUGGAGGCUGCUCUGCGCCGCACUGAAGCGGACUUCCAUGAGAGUGAGAAGAUGUGUGACUAUCUCAAGACCAGGCUCGCCACAGUGCAGGGGGACCUGCAGGCACAAGUGCUGGCGUCCGCGGACCAUGCAGUCUCUGACGGCUCUGCCAUGCUGCAGCAGCAGAUCGACUCGCUCCGAGCCGCACUGGACCGCAAGGAUGCAGAGCUGGACGAGGCGAGUGAGCGGCUGGCAGCAGCGGAGAGGCAGCUGGAGGAUGCCCGGGAGGUGGCUCGCAGAGAGACAGAGCAGCGCGAACUGCACGCGGAGGAGGUGGCGCGCGCACGGCUGCACAUAGCGGUGGUGGAGCGGGAGAAGAAGGAGCUGGAGGGGCUGAGAGCAGCAUCGGGGCCGGAGAUGCUGGGCGUGCAGCGGGAGAAGGAGGAGGCGGAGGAGCGGGUGAGGGAGAUGGAGGGGGUGGUCAUGCAGCUCAAGACGCGCGAGAGGGAGCUGCAAGGCGCCAUCCAGUCAGGCCACGUUCAGUACCAGACCCUGCAAUCCACACUCUCAGCCAACAUC
Closterium sp. Naga37s-1 is the source of this 5358-nucleotide messenger RNA. NCBI's taxonomy places the organism in Eukaryota, Viridiplantae, Streptophyta, Zygnematophyceae, Desmidiales, Closteriaceae. The record is from the annotation of a GenBank genome assembly.